ACUUUAGUUACACCGAGAGUCGUCGUCGCGAUCGUUUCAAUUUUCAACAAGACUUAAGAAGUAACAUUUUUUUCUCUUUUUUUACCUUUCGUCUUCUUUAAUUUUUUUUUUAUUUUUCUCGAUCGAUAGUUUUUUUUGAUAAAAUUUCGGGCGAACUUAUAAAAGCUUUUAAAAAAAUUCUAUGAUCCUUCGUGUUUGAUAAGAAUUCUUUGAGAAUUCCAAGUGAAACUUUUAAGUGAAAAAAGUGGAUAUAAAAAUCCAACAAGAUCAAAAUAGUUUUUAGGUGAUUUUGGUUAAACAAACAAAGUUUACCAAAUUUUAAAUUUAAGGAAACACACUAAAAUUAAAAACACACAAAAUGCAUGGCCAAAGGAAUAAAUUGUGUACAAAAUUAUCCAGCACAUUUUUACGAAAAUGGUGGAUAACAAUAGCAUUUGCAGUAUGCCUAAUAAUUCUUGGUAUUCUAGUCGCCUGUGGUUUUUCCGCACUCAUCAGACACAUAAUCGACCACCAGGUGGCAUUGCGGCAAGGUGGUCAAACUUACGGUUGGUGGUCGAAACCACCAGUUGAACCUAAAAUGUCAGUUUAUGUCUAUAAUGUCACAAAUGCCGACGAAUUCCUUAAUAAUGGUUCAAAGCCAGUUCUAGAUGAAUUAGGUCCAUAUGUAUACACCCAAACAUGGGAAAAAGUCAACAUCAUACAAAAUCGCAACGGAACUCUUAGUUAUAAUUUAAAAAAGGUCUACAUCUUCCGUGAGGAUUUAUCAGUUGGAUCUGAAGAUGAUGUUGUUAUUGUGCCAAAUAUUCCCAUGUUAAGUGCAACAUCACAAAGUAAACAUGCAGCAAGAUUCUUGCGAUUAGCUAUGGCAAGUAUUAUGGACAUUUUAAAAAUCAAACCAUUUGUUGAAGUUUCUGUUGGACAAUUAUUAUGGGGUUAUGAAGAUCCAUUGUUAAAAUUGGCUAAAGAUGUUGUACCAAAGGAACAAAAAUUGCCAUAUGAAGAAUUUGGUUUGAUGUAUGGAAAAAAUAGUACAUCACCUGAUCGUAUCACAAUUUUCACUGGUGUCAAGGAUAUCACAAAAUUCGGUAUUAUUGACAAAUACAAUGGCCACUCAUAUCUCCCUCAUUGGGUUGGUGAUGACUGCAAUCGACUGAACGGAACUGACGGAUCCAUUUUCCCACCUCAUCUAACACACAAUCGAACAUUGCACAUCUACGACAAGGAUCUGUGUCGUCUUUUGCCUUUGGUAUUCCAAAAGGAGGUCAUAACUAAGGGUGGUGUCAAGGGAUACCGUUUCACUCCGCCAGAGACUGUUUUCGCCGAUGUCGAAACUCAUCCCGAAAAUAUGUGCUUCUGCCCAGCUGGUGAGGGUUCGUGUGCUCCAAAUGGAUUGUUCAAUGUUUCUUUGUGUCAAUAUGAUUCACCAAUCAUGCUAAGUUUCCCACAUUUCUACCUCGCUGACGAUAGCUUACGAACAGCUGUUGAAGGUAUUUCCCCACCAGAAAAGGAGAAACAUCAACUUUUCCUUGAUGUUCAACCAGACAUGGGAACAACACUCCGUGCACGUGCUAGAAUCCAAAUUAACUUGGCUGUUAGCCAAGUGGUUGAUAUUAAGCAAGUGGCCAACUUCCCCGACAUUAUUUUCCCAAUUAUGUGGUUCGAAGAUGGAGUCGACCAUCUUCCCGAUGAGAUAACAGACUUAAUGAAUUUCGCAUCAACUGUCCCGCCAAUGGCUAAGCAGGUCCUUAUGAUUGCAUUCUUCCUGCUUGGUGCUGUACUCCUUGUUAUGGCAGUAUUUUGUUUGAUUCGUGGCUCAAAUAGACAGAGUACAUUGCAUUUGGAAGGUUCAAAUUACCUCGCAACGGCGCAAGUGGAUUUGGCCAAAAAGAAAGCCAAAGAAAACAAACAAUAGGCAAAAAUAAAAUAUCCUUUUAAGGAUAUUAUAAAAAUAAGCUUAAUACUCCUUUUUUUAUAAUUCUUUUUUUUUCUCAACUUUCUCAGAACAGGAAAUAAGAUGCAAUAAAAAUGCUUUAAGUUUCAGUGUGGCUUCACAAAAAAAAUUUUUUUAAAACAACGAAAAAUUUGUGAUAUUCAUUGAUUUACUAGUUCGCCACCUGGAUUAUGGAUUUCUUGUAUCAAAUAAACUAUAUUAUCUCAAAUAAAAUAUAACAAAAAAAAAAAAAAAUCAUCACAAGGAAGAACUUUUAGUGCUUCCAAAAAAUCCGUCCAAUUUUUGAAACGGUUAACUCAAUCCCUUCCAAUACCUCAUGAGUCUCAAAACAAAUUAAAUUU
This is a messenger RNA of Episyrphus balteatus (marmalade hoverfly), 2292 nucleotides long. It is a transcript of the gene emp, whose product is annotated as scavenger receptor class B member 1. Bases 359 to 1912 code for a protein of 517 amino acids. Gene Ontology annotation, cellular component: membrane; cytoplasm. The transcript has 8 exons. The record is from RefSeq and is a predicted model, not a curated record. Gene Ontology annotation, molecular function: scavenger receptor activity. Lineage: Eukaryota; Metazoa; Arthropoda; Insecta; Diptera; Syrphidae.